AUGCCGCCAUGUUUGCCUGAUUUCUCCAAAUCUCAUUGCAUGUCGCAGUCAAACAGCCAAGAAUGGAUUACCCUUCGGCCGCAUGAUACCCCGGGCAACAGAUCCGAUGGCCAGAACAGCCCAGCCUCCAGCAAAGUCGAUAUGUUUGUCGGCGACAGAUUUUUCCGUACGGUUGAGCCCAACUGCUUUGACCCAGACGUCCGCAUCGCAGAAAUGGAUGCUUCGGGUGUGGAUGUGCAGGUUAUUAGCACGGUGCCCGUGCUGUUCUCAUAUGACAAGCCCGUCGAGCCAGCCGCGGCGAUGGCCCGAUACUUGAAUGACCACAUUGCAUCCGUGUGUCGCGAUCAUCCUCAUCGAUUUGUGGGCUUGGCAACUGUGCCUUUGCAGGAUGUGGCUGUGUCAGUCAAGGAGCUGAGGCGCGCAAAGGACAUCCUGGGACUGAAAGGCGUGGAGAUUGGCACUGAGGUUGGCGGGAAAACCUUGAACAGUGCCGACUUUGAGCCGUUCUGGACUGCAUGCGAGGAGUUGGAUUUCCCAAUAUUUGUCCACCCUCUUGGAUAUGAGCUAGAACAGGAGAACAAGGAACGAUGGGGGAAGUACUGGUCAGCAUGGCUAAUAGGAAUGCCCAGCGAGACAGCACUUGCAAUGCACUCUAUACUCUCAUCUGGCGUUCUGGUGCGUCACCCGAACCUCCGUUUCUGCUUUGCCCACGCCGGUGGGGCUUACUUGCCUCUUCUGGGCCGGAUUCAGCAUGGAUACGAUUGUCGUCCUGAUCUGGUUGCGCACAGCUCCCAAGGAGUGCUUCCUCAGGACUAUAUCCAGUCACAGCAGUCCAACAUCUGGCUCGACAGUUUGGUACAUGACCCAGAUCUACUGCAAUUUAUCUGCAAGAAGAUUGGGCCGGAAAGGAUCAUCAUGGGCAGUGAUUACCCAUUCCCGCUCGGCGAGAUGCCAGUCCCAGGCGAGAUGCUGGCCAGUGACGCGCAGGUUGGCAGCUUCCUUUCACAGGAGAAGCGGGCGCGGAUGUUGUCAGGGAACGCCAUUGAAUUUCUAAGGUUGGAGAGCAUGUUUCCGGAGUGUAAAUAG
This is a messenger RNA of Penicillium mononematosum, 1086 nucleotides long. RefSeq names its product amidohydrolase family protein. Gene Ontology annotation, molecular function: carboxy-lyase activity; hydrolase activity. Gene Ontology annotation, cellular component: cytosol; cytoplasm. Lineage: Eukaryota; Fungi; Ascomycota; Eurotiomycetes; Eurotiales; Aspergillaceae. The transcript is spliced from 2 exons. The record is from RefSeq and is a predicted model, not a curated record. Gene Ontology annotation, biological process: secondary metabolic process. Bases 1 to 1086 code for a protein of 361 amino acids.